Molecule: messenger RNA, 3669 nt
Organism: Gallus gallus (chicken)
Lineage: Eukaryota; Metazoa; Chordata; Aves; Galliformes; Phasianidae
Product: protein FAM71B-like
Exons: 3
Coding region: 1649-2857 (402 amino acids)
Cellular component (GO): nucleus
Source: RefSeq, a predicted model, not a curated record
GCCAAACAAUCUCUCCAUAGUCCCAUCGGGCGGCGCUGCCGGACCGGGCUCGCUCAGCCUCGGCUCGAUUUGCCCCACGCAGUGGGCGCUAUUUGCAGCGUCUGAUGCAUGGACUCAGAUGUGAACGAUCCAAGUCGUUUAUUACAAGUUCUCACAUCACUGAUAUACCUUCACGAGUUUUCUUUCUCUAGCUUUCCCAUCCACCUUUACAUGUCAACAAAGCACUCUACAAACACUCUUCAUCCGUUCACAUGGUCGUUUAUCCAAUCAGAGCCCCAAGCCGUUCUUUCUUCUUCUAGAGGUGUCCUUGGUUCUCAUGCUGUUUCUCCUGCUCCACAGCUGCUGCUCUGAACAGUUUUUCUUGUAUUCCCACACAAAUGUACUCCAAUGAUAUUCCAGAAAGAAGAGAAUCUCAAAGCAGAAGUGUGAAACGCGCAGGAGAAACUCUCAGGACAGAUCAAGUAAAACAACUUCAGCACUCCCUGCUACGAUUUGCUUCCCCAGAGAAUCACUUGAAAGGAGGAAGAGGCUAAAGGAGAUAUUGUAGGUAUCCCCUGCCCUCCUCCUAUCGUAGCGGAGGCGUCCUGGGUACCACUGAAGGAUCAGGACGGGCUUAAGUGCUCUCCAGUCACCAGCAGGAUCUGCCGCCAGAGGAAUGUGUGAUACAGGCAGCGUUAUGGUGAGUGCCAGGAUCAGGAGAUGUGGGUUUACUGUUCACACCCCACGGACUGCUGGAGAAUUGAGAAACCUGCCCAUAAGUUUUCCAGACAUCUGAGAAUUACUUUGGACAAUUACAGGAGAAUUGCUGAGACAACCAAUCUCUUGAUCUGUUAUUCCCUUAGCACCCGGCAACGAUAGUGGGACCCAUUCUACAGAACACGCGGGGAACAAAAUUUGUGUAGCCCUACCCGUUGAACCAAGUAUCGUUUUGCACACCACCCCAAUGCAGUGGGCUUGCAGAAAGGAAGAACUCCAGUUUGAAAACCAAACUGGCAAAUGUGCUCAGAAAUGACCAGUGUGAAAUGACUGGAUUCGAUUAGAGUGGGCCAGAAUGACAUAGCUCAGUUGGAAGGACCUGGAAGGUUGAUCUAGUCCAACUGCCUGACCACGAGAUGGCGAGCACAAAGCUAAAUGAAAUGAUGAGAGGCAUUAUCCAGGUGCCUUUUGAACACUGGCAGGCUUGGGGCAUCAACCAGCUCUCUAGGAAGCCUACUCCGCUACCUCUUGCACUGACGUACAUAAAGCAUCGUGGAUAGAUAACACGGAGCGUCCCCUCCUAAGUUUUUAUAUUUAUGUUUAUAUUCCAGGUAUAGCCAUGGAAUUGCCUGAAGUGGCAAUGAAAGGAGGUGGGACUGGUGCAGCACUGCGGCCAUGUUUGGCCCAGUGGCCGCCCAGUGUGUGAGCCGUCCUGGGCGUGGCAGGGCACUGAUGUCACAAAGGCAGUGAUUGUCAUAGCUUGCAUCAGUGGGUAAGAGACCGCUGCGGGGUACAGCGGGGUCAGUCCCCAGUAGGGACGCUGCGGUGCAGGGGCGGAGGUGAGGCUCUACCCCACGAGGACGCAGCAGCGAGCUGUCUGGCCAGGGUUAGGCCAGAGACCAAGUAGGAAGUGAGCCGUGCGGGUGGUUCCUGGAGGACCAAGCCGCGUGGGAUGGAGGUGCAGAGGGCUCAGGAAGCCAGGCCCGCAGGCCCCCUGCAGCGCCUUCUGCAGGAGGGCGAGUUUGGCCUGCUGAGCCAUACCCUUAUCUUGGAGAGCAACUUCUUCCAGGUGGGCCGCCACGGGGAGGUGCUGAACGUGUCUAAGCGUGUACAGGAGGUGACCAUGGGGGUAGCCGAAACCGGCCCUGCCACUGGGGUGCCCAAUGUCAUCUUAAUGGCUGUCCCUGCGGCUCCCCCGGCCGAGGGGCUGGAGCUCACCAGGCUGCUGCCGCUGCAGUGCGUAAAGCUGGCAGUGUACGGACGCCUCCAGCACUGCCUGCGGCUCCGCUUCCCCACCGGCCGCAAGGUGUACUUGCAGCUGUGCCCUGGGCCCAGAGCUGAGGAGCUCUUCCUGCACUGGGCUGCGCUGGUGACCGUGCUCCCCGUCCCUGGGGAGCCUAGCAUCCACCCCACACCUGCAGGGGAGCCCGUGCCCGGGGGGGAGGCCUGCUCCACGGGCGUGACACAGCCCGAGGUUGAGGCUGAAGUCGAAGUCAAGGUUCCUGCCACGGACCCGUCUAUGGGUAAGAUAGGGACAACAGGAGAAAUAGCAGGGACGGACGAGGCCCCGCCUGCUUCCAGCACACCAGAGGUGAGGACUGAUAGAGGGAUGAGCCCAGGACAGGGAAGAAGGUUCAGACACUCCUGGAAUCCGAGUCUCACUCUGCCCUCAUUCCCCAGGACACACCCAAUGAGACCCCUGCAGACGCCACCAGAUGUGGAAGCAGUGAGCGUCUCGGUGGCACGCGUGAUCCCCUGGCAACCAGUGCCAGGAAGACGCCAACUAAAAAGAAGAAGUCAUCCUCUGGUGAGAUCCUGGCCCCCAGAGCCUGAAUCCUCCUCGUGGAGCCGCCUGGCUCCAUGCCCAGAGCCAGGCUCCACGCUUUGGAGCCGCGCUGCUUCCUAUCUACAUGUGCUCCUCUACGCUCUGCAGGUUGGCGUGCUGCUGGAAAAUGGGCGUUCUGGAGGAGAGGCUGCCGAGCUCCCAAGCCGACUCCCGCGGCAGGUGAUGCUCACUAGGCGUAGCCUCUACGGAGUGGGCAAGGAGAACGUUAUGCUGGAUUUGAGGCUCAGCCUCGGGAAAGGAUUCCUAGAGGCCGUGCUCAGGCCCACGCGCAGCGAUGCUCACAGCACCGUGUGCACGGGAUACGUACCUGUUUGAAGGAAGCAGCUGAUAUCCACGGCCGCGGCACUUGCCCGUGUGCCUCCGGUGUUGCUGGGGAGCAUUUUAUCCAUCCUGGCAGUCACGGGUGCCGGCGGGUCACUGCCUGAGACUGGAAAGGACUGCCUCUAAGCAACAAGAGGCAACCGACAUCACGGUGGACAACUCUGCAUUUGAAAGCAUUUCUUUGCGUUUGUUUGCCUUCGAAAGGCAGGGUUCAGGCAUGUUUAUUGACUGGACACUUGGCCUGGGAGCAAACGAAACCAACUUGACAGAGGAGACUGGAAGAUGAUACCACCGUAUCCUGUGAAAGCAAGAUAGAAGCUGGUGUCUCCCUGCUUCCUCUUGUCUGCAGACUCCAAUUUGCAAGGCCUGGAAGAGGGAACAAAGGAGUUCCUGCUAAAAUCCCUAAGCCAGAAGCUGUUACUCCAAAGGAGCUGGCCCAGGCACUUUGAACAAUGAGUUUGUUAUGUCCUUGGUAGUCGUCAUCCACUGAAACAACACAACCUCGGACGACUCAGCACUACUGAGGACCCAUCACUACCGAAGAUCAGCAGCUGACAAGAAGAUCCAGAUGGACUGAGGAGUAGUGAAAGGCUUUGCUUUGCUGUGUUUGUAUAUCUGUCUGCCUGUCUGUCACUCUUCCCCCAUCUUCUACCUCUUCUUUCAUUCUUUUAUUCUCUGCAGCAGCCACUGCCUAAAAUUGUCUCACCUGUAACAUGCACUACUCGUAAUCAUCCAGUUAGCCAAUUUUACCUCCAAGUAGGUGCUGUCAGUUGUUGAGAAAGCUGUCAAUAAAUCGAUGUCUAUUA